UCAAUAGCUGAGCGAGUGAAAUGCAGCGACCGGGUGGCGAGUGAUCCCAGUCUGUUGACUCGCUUCUUUGUUCUAUCCUUUGCGGACCUCAAGUGCCACAGCUAUUACUACUGGUUCGCCUUUCCGUGUCCCUUGACGCCCACACUUAAGCUACAGGGAGCCGGUACGAGACUUAAAGAUCUGUCGAAUAGCAGCAAAUAUGUAGAAGCCCUGCAGACGCUUCCACCCGACGCGCAGAACUUCUUCAUCCUGUAUGCCAACGAUCAAGAGGAUGUCGUCGAGGCUCGAAACUUGAGUUCUCUGGAUGAGAAGGAGGUGGAACACUAUUACUUUGGUUUUGCCGAUCCCAGCGAGUACGAGCAUCCUGCUUGGUUGAUGCGGAACUAUGCCGCCUUUCUGCUGCAACGAUAUCCCAGUUUUAUUGGGAAAUCACUCAGGUUUCUGGGCCUACGUUACAAACAACAAAUGCAGAUGGACGACAGUCUGAUAUGGAAUGUAGUUCAAACCGAGGCCUGCGACUUAUACCAAACCGAAGAUGUGAAAUUUGUUGGCUGGGAAUUGAACAAAAACGGGAAAAUGGGUCCGCGAAUGGUUUGCAUGAGGGAUAGUAUGGAUCCAGCCAAACUGGCCGAGAACUCUGUAAACCUCAACUUGAAGUUGAUGAAGUGGCGCCUGGUGCCAGAUCUAAAUCUUGAGAUCAUCUCACAAACCAAAUGCCUUCUGUUUGGCGCUGGUACCUUGGGCUGUGCAGUAGCUCGCAAUCUUUUGUCUUGGGGCUUCAAACACAUAACUUUGCUGGAUAACGGAAAGGUGGGAUUUUCCAAUCCAGUCCACCAGAACCUCUAUACGCACGCAGACGCCGUGGCAGGCAAUCGGAUGAAGGCCACAACAGCCGCCUUAAGACUACGUGACUACGAGACCGUAGGGCAUGUGCUGGAGAUACCCAUGCCGGGCCACACCAUCGAGCAGAACUUGCUGCUGAUUGAGCAGCAAGUGCAGGCGCAUGACGUCAUCUUUCUGCUCACUGACUCGCGCGAGAGCCGCUGGCUACCUACACUGCUUGGAGCGGCGCAUGAGAAGAUUGUCAUCAAUGCGGCGCUGGGCUUCGACAGCUAUUUGGUGAUGCGGCAUGGCAGCAGCCGCGAUGUGGCCGGCGACAGUGGGAGGGAAAUCGUGGGACUAAAGUGCAUCAAUGGCAGUCAACUGGGAUGCUACUUUUGCAACGAUGUCACGGCGCCCGGCAAUGUAAGUGAACUUUGUUGACGUUUAACACAUUUAUU
Molecule: messenger RNA, 1280 nt
Organism: Drosophila miranda
Lineage: Eukaryota; Metazoa; Arthropoda; Insecta; Diptera; Drosophilidae
Product: ubiquitin-like modifier-activating enzyme atg7
Exons: 5
Biological process (GO): protein modification by small protein conjugation; cellular response to nitrogen starvation; autophagosome assembly
Cellular component (GO): cytoplasm; phagophore assembly site
Molecular function (GO): Atg12 activating enzyme activity; Atg8 activating enzyme activity
Source: RefSeq, a predicted model, not a curated record